AUGCCGCAGAUUCGACUGGACACCAUUGUCACUGGAGAUGAAAAAUGGGUCCCUUACGUCAACCACACCCACAAACGUGCCUGGUGCGCUGGCGAUGAAAUGCCGGAUCCUUUCGUGAAAGGUGAAAUCCAUGAGAAGAAAGUCUACUGCGUUCAACCGCAAAGACUGGGUGACAAGAUCCGCAAGGAGCACCCGAAGCUCGACAACGUUCGCCUGCUGCACGAUAACGCGCGCCCUCACAUCGCGAAGAAGACUUCCCAGAAAAUUCUGGUGCACGGAUGGGAAGUUCUACCGCACCCACCGUACAGCCCAGACCUGGCCCCGAGCGACUACCACCUCUUACGCUUCAACAUCACCUGGAAGAGAAACGCUACUAUGAUGGUGACCACUUCGAAAAUGACCUUCGGGCUUUCUUCGCCUCCAGAGUCCUACGCAUAA
Molecule: messenger RNA, 438 nt
Organism: Necator americanus (New World hookworm)
Lineage: Eukaryota; Metazoa; Nematoda; Chromadorea; Rhabditida; Ancylostomatidae
Exons: 2
Coding region: 1-438 (145 amino acids)
Biological process (GO): replication fork processing; mitotic DNA integrity checkpoint signaling; double-strand break repair via nonhomologous end joining
Cellular component (GO): nucleus; condensed chromosome; site of double-strand break
Molecular function (GO): histone H3K36 methyltransferase activity; DNA topoisomerase binding; single-stranded DNA endonuclease activity
Source: RefSeq, a predicted model, not a curated record